AUGUCUAGCGCCAAAAAGAAGUCAAUUCUCGUGACAUGUCCCCAGUGUGACGCCGUCCUCCUCACAAAAGACUCCAAUCGACAUCAGGAUUUUUGUGGAAAAUCGGCAGAGGAAUCGGAGAUUUCUUGUGCUCGAAACGGUGUACUUCGUGGAUUCAACGUGGCAAUCGAUAAGGCGGAGAGCUUUUUGCCGCCGGAUGCUGUCGGAUGGGAGAAGGAACACUCGAUCCUAAUCAACCAACAAACAAUGGAAACCCUCGGUCUGCUCGCCCGUCAACCCGUCCGAAUCCGUUAUUCUGACGACGUGUUCAUCGGAAUCGUGUGGCCGUGUAAAGAAGUGGCACUUCUCAAAAUCUCAAUUCUCUCCACAAGAAUCCCUCGGGAACGAAUGAUUACAAUGGAGACUCUCAACUCAAUUGACACCGUGACGUCACUCGGGAUUACUGUAGAAUCUACGUUGCGAGUUACUGUAGCGUUGAAAGGGUUUCUGGAAGCCUAUUUGAGUCAUUCUUAUCUGGAAUAUGGGCUUCCGGUAGUGCUGAAAUAUUUGGGUCAAAUUGUGAAAGUCAUUCCGGAGGAGCCGAUUGAGCAGAGGAUCGGAAGGAUGGGUCUCGACGCGAAGAGCCGACCUACAGUAAUCUCCACCAGUGUGGAUUUUAGGAUUCAGAUUCUGAAUUCUGGAACCAGUUCUGAAACCACGUCAUCUGAAUCCCCUAAACCCCAAAUAACGGAUUUAUCCAACAUCGGGGGCGCCUUCGGCGCGAAACGCAUCCUCACCGAUUACGUCAUCACGCCCGUCCUCCACCGCCACGAACCACCAUGCUCCGUGCUCAUUUGGGGACUCCCUGGAAGUGGAAAGACCCUUUUACUCCAGGAAUUAUCACGAGUACUUUCUGGAAAUGUUACGUAUAUUGGGAGUUGUGAUGAGCUCGUUGAGUUGGGUGGAGACGUCACUGGGCAGGUGGUGAUUGUCGAUUUGAAUGAGGUGGAGAAGGAGAAUUCGAAAGUGAAUCACGCGUUGGGGAAGUUGUUGGCUGAGGAGAAGACGUGCGUGAUUCUCUGCGUCCGCUCAUCUGAAUCCCUGGACCUCGGAUUCCGUGUCCGUUUCCCCGUCGAAGCGGAAAUCACGGUUCCAACUCAAGAAGAACGUCUCGAAAUUCUCUCAAAAAUCUCUGCAAAUUUCAACAAUUUUCCUCCCGAAAAUCAUCUAGAAAUCGCUCGUCACACGCAUGGAUUCACGGGUGGAGACCUCUGUUCGCUUCUGAAGGCGUCACGAUUCGCUCGGGGAGACACGCCGUUGGAUCGGGUGAAUGACGCGAAAAAAAGGAUUCGACCGACUGGAAUUCGUCAAUUUAUUCUGGAAGUUCCGAAUGUUUCGUGGCAAGAUAUCGGAGGGAACGAGGAAUUGAAACUGGAAAUUCAACAGGCUGUAAUCUGGCCACAGAAGCAUCCAGAAGCAUUCGAAAGGUUCGGAAUUGACCCGCCCGCCGGAAUUCUACUAUACGGACCGCCCGGUUGUUCGAAGACUUUGAUUGCGAGGGCGCUGGCGAACGAGGCGAAAAUGAAUUUUCUGGCGGUGAAAGGGCCUGAAUUAUUCAGUAAAUGGGUUGGAGACUCGGAAAAAGCGAUUAGAGAUUUGUUCUCGAGAGCCCGUCAAGUUGCUCCGACAAUCGUGUUUUUUGAUGAAAUUGAUGCGGUUGGAAGUUCAAGAGGAUCUGAGAAAAGUUCGGGGGUUUCUGAUAGAGUUUUGGCACAGUUGUUGACUGAAUUGGAUGGAUUGGAGAAGUCGAGUCGAGUGGUUUUGUUGGCGGCGACGAAUCGACCUGAUCAGUUGGAUAGUGCGCUCUUGAGACCUGGCCGCCUGGACCGUGCAAUCUACGUGGGUCUCCCCUGUGAAGUGACUCGAAGAGCAAUCCUCGAAAUGCGAACCCGAAAAAUGAAAUUCGAAGAUCCGACGUCGACAAUUCAGAAGCUCGUCGAGAAGACGUCCGGAUAUUCUGGAGCCGAAUUGGUGGCCGUCUGUCGGACCGCCGCAAUGUUUGCAAUGAGAGAAAGUAUCGAAGCGAGUGUCGUCCAGUGGAAACAUUUCGAGGAGGCGUUGGUCGCUGUCGUCUCUCGAACCGAAGCGUAUCUUCUGGAGAUUUAUGAGGAUUUCAAGGCGGGAAGGACUUCUAAUGCAUGA
Caenorhabditis remanei is the source of this 2181-nucleotide messenger RNA. RefSeq lists its product as uncharacterized. The transcript has 4 exons. Bases 1 to 2181 code for a protein of 726 amino acids. Gene Ontology annotation, molecular function: ATP binding; ATP hydrolysis activity. Gene Ontology annotation, cellular component: cytoplasm. NCBI's taxonomy places the organism in Eukaryota, Metazoa, Nematoda, Chromadorea, Rhabditida, Rhabditidae. The record is from RefSeq and is a predicted model, not a curated record.